GUUUCGCUGUUCGUUGGCCUUUCCAGGCUUCCAGCAGACCCAAAGGGUCCAGGGCGGCAAGACCAAAGCCCCCCAACCGCCAACAAAUCGCUCGCGAAUCGCAAGAACAAGAGAAGAAUCAAUCCGACAACACCACUCUCCUUCUCCCACAUCUACUUGCUCGCCCAGCAGCCGCCGCUCCCCAUCCCCCCCUCGCAUCCGCAUCGAAUCGAGGCAGCUCUUCCUAUAUAUCCCACUCCGCUCGCUUCGAUUCAGCUUCCCCUUCUCCCUCUUCCCCGUCGAUAAAACCGAUGCAUCGACCCGCCUCGCGAACCCUAGCGGCGGCGGGACGAGAGGGACAAGGUUACAGGCACGGCGCGUGAAGGGUCAGUCCUGUCCUGCACAGUCCCGUCCGGGGACCCCCCGCGAUGCCGUGGCUCGAGAUGUGGCUGCCUCCCGCGGCCGGCGAGGGGGCGGUGGCGGCGGGGCUGUUCCUCGACGGCGCCGACGCGGCGGCGCACGGCGCGCUCCUCGCGGCCAUGCCCGGAUGCUCCCUGUCGUUCGGGCCCCGGCACCGGCGCCCCCGGGGCGCGCAGCCGCCGGGGUUCCUGUCGCUGACGAUGUCGGUGAAGGGGGGCAGGGGGUUCGUGCCGGCCCCUGUGGGGUUGCUCGCCAGCGCGGAGGAGAAGGCCGGGGCGGAGGAGUCGGACGCGCUUGUCGCGGGGAAGAGGGCUGUGGAAGUGGCGGCGGAGGCGGAGGGAGUGAUUCUGCUGCAGGAGAAGGAAAAGGAGAAGGAGAAGGACGAUCGUGCUGGAGCUGGCGCCAUGAACAUGACCAAGCAUCUCUGGGCUGGAGCCGUUGCUGCCAUGGUCUCGAGAACAGUUGUUGCUCCUCUUGAGAGGCUAAAGUUGGAGUAUAUAGUUCGAGGUGAGCAGAGGAAUCUAUUUGAGCUUAUGCAAGCUAUUGCAACUACACAAGGGUUGAAAGGCUUUUGGAAAGGGAACUUUGUCAACAUCCUCCGCACUGCUCCAUUCAAGGCAGUCAACUUCUAUGCAUACGACAGUUACAGAAAGCAACUGCUCAAAUGGUCUGGUAACGAAGAGACUACGAACUUUGAGAGAUUUAUUGCUGGUGCUUUCGCUGGUGUUACAGCAACAAUUAUGUGCAUACCUAUGGAUACAAUCAGAACAAGGAUGGUAGCUCCUGGCGGUGAAGCUUUAGGUGGUGUCAUUGGUGUUGCCCGCCACAUGAUCCAAACUGAAGGAUUCUUCUCACUGUAUAAGGGAUUAGUGCCUUCUCUUAUCAGCAUGGCACCCUCUGGCGCUGUAUUCUAUGGGAUGUAUGACAUACUGAAGAUGGCAUAUCUGCAUUCUCCUGAAGGAAAUAAAAGAAUAUCAAUGAUGAAGCAACAAAAACAAGAGGCAAAUGCAUUGGAUCAACUUGAAUUGGGUACUGUGAGGACCUUACUCUAUGGGGCCAUUGCUGGUUGCUGUGCUGAAGCAGCUACGUACCCGUUUGAAGUGGUCCGUAGGCAGCUACAGAUGCAAGUAAAAGCAAACAGAUUGAAUGCAUUUGCAACAUGCCUUAAGAUUGUUGAUCAAGGUGGGGUACCAGCACUGUAUGCCGGUCUGAUCCCCAGCUUGUUACAGGUUCUACCAUCAGCAUCGAUCAGCUAUUUUGUUUAUGAGUUAAUGAAGAUAGUCCUGAAAGUGGAGUGAAUACAAAGUAAUUGGUGAGCCUACGAAGCAAGUUCAAAUGGUGACCAUGUAUCUUGAUAAAACUGCCGGAAAAAAAACCAGUAACUUAUCAAGUUUUCUCGUAGGCUUGCUUGACGAAAGCACCAGAUGCAGUGAGGGUAGCUUCAGGUUAUUGUUCAACUGAAGCUUUGCACACUAGUUGACCAAAUUGUACACGAGGUCCUGUUGAAGACCUGAUUCGUGGCUUAAUAGAAGAUUGUUCUCUUGGACUCUGCCCCCACCGAAAACAGGGCGUUGCCCAUUUUCUGUUGACAAUUUUUCCAUACUUUAUCGUUGGUGUAUUUGACACACUGACAGCAACAUUUGGGAGAUUCACGGUGUGACCCUGUCUGAUGCGGCCUAUUUAGACCGAUCUCCCUGUGGUCACAUGACUUUAUGAUGCAUAGUUGGGAAUUGAGAUACAGACAUGCAGGUGUUAGAUGUGCAAUUAUCGUUACUCAAUUCA
This is a messenger RNA of Sorghum bicolor (sorghum), 2181 nucleotides long. Its product is annotated as probable mitochondrial adenine nucleotide transporter BTL3. Bases 408 to 1697 code for a protein of 429 amino acids. The transcript has 4 exons. Lineage: Eukaryota; Viridiplantae; Streptophyta; Magnoliopsida; Poales; Poaceae. Gene Ontology annotation, biological process: transmembrane transport. The record is from RefSeq and is a predicted model, not a curated record.